Molecule: messenger RNA, 4022 nt
Organism: Dreissena polymorpha
Lineage: Eukaryota; Metazoa; Mollusca; Bivalvia; Myida; Dreissenidae
Exons: 3
Coding region: 1001-1948 (315 amino acids)
Source: RefSeq, a predicted model, not a curated record
AUAACUUUGAUUCAACUUGUCAUGUGAAAAAGGUUCAAUAUACAGAUUAUUGCUUUGAAUGAAAUGGCCUCAACUUUGAAUAGUUCAGUCCUCAGUGGAUCAGAUUUGUUGUUUGACUUUUCUUGCUGCAGUUGUCAAGGAAAGGACAUCAAUAAAGAGGCUGAGUUUAACUGUGAUGAAUGUUCUAAAUGUUUCUGCGGUGAAUGUGUGAAGCAUCACAACUUACUGUUCAACAAGCAUGUUACAUCAGGAAAAGAAAACAUAAGCCAGUGGCGUGUAGAGCAUUGUCAGGAACAUAAGAACGAGAAACUGAAAGUAUUCUGUGAGGACCACAAUGAACUAAUAUGCACAAGCUGCCUCGUAAACAAUCACAAGAAAUGCACUCAUGUUGUACUCAUUACUGAUAAAGUGAAAGCCUUGUGCAAGAAAGGGGAUUUCCAGCAGUUGUCAACAUCCCUUGAUACAUUGCUAGCCCAAUGGUGUCAGAAAAAAGAUGACUUAAAUGAAAGACUGAAGACCCUUGAAAAAUCCUACAAGAACAUUCUGAAAAAAAUCAACACUUUACGAAAGGCAAUCAAUGAUUCUCUGGAUGAACUAGAGGGGAAUACCAUCAAGGAGUUAGAGUCAUUACGGUCAACCAUGCAUUCAUCUAUAGAAACCGAUAAAGAAGCAUGUUCCGAGUCCAUCAAUUCAAUGACAGGUGUUCAAAACGAUUGGCAGAACAUCAACAAUAAAAGUGAAACCAUCCAAUUUGUCAUGUACAGAAAAUGCCUUGACCAGUCAAAAAAGCUUGAAGCAGUUUUGCAAAAACUUAAAGCAAAGAAUGAGUUGACACUGACCUUUGAACCAGAUACAACCAUACAGAAAACCCUGUCAGCUCUCUCAGGAUUGGGACAAAUAGUUAGCAAAGAGAGGCAAUCACAAAAUGUAGAAAGUAUAACACAGGAAGCAGUAACCAGCGAGACAAAACCAAAAGCAUGCGAAACGAUCUCAAGUCAAAAUGUUCAUACCUGUCCAAACAACUCCUGUAGACAAAGCUGGCCCUCAUGAAGAAAACAAGCCAAGCGUGUUGUCUCAUUCGAGCCAAGUCAUCAAAGUACAAGCUGCUAAGGAGUAUAGUAUAAGAGCAAAGAAAGAUAAAGAAACCUGCUGUAUAUCAGGAGUCUGUGAGAUAGCUACAGGAAAAGUACUCAUCUCCGACAGUCUGAACAAAAGAGUAAAGCUGCUGGAUCACAACUACACAGUUGACGCCUACUGUGACAUGCCUGGUCUACCAUUGUCCAUGUGCAGCAUUGAUUCCAGUCUGGUGGCUGUUGCUUUGAGGUUUGAUGGGAUCCACUUCGUCAGAUUGACUAAUGGUCAGCUGACAAAAGACAAGACACUGCAGCUAGAACAUGACUUAAGUGGUCUCACAUAUCACCAUGGAAACCUGUACGUCACAUCAGGUGCAGCACUCUUCCACUACACUGUGGAUGGUAGACUUGUGAGCAAGUUGUAUGAGGUAACAGCAGAAACCAUGCCAUCCUGUGCAGUGAGUGCUGAUGGAGAGAGGAUAUACUUGGUGUGCUAUGGCCCUAACCAGCUAGUCACGCUGUCCAAGAAUGGCACAGUAAUCUCCAUAAUGAAAGAACCAUCACUGGACUGGGGAGAUCAGUUAGCCUUCCAUGGCCUCCAUGUGACAGAGAUGGGUUCACUGGACUCGGGAGAUAAGUUACUACUCCAUGGCCUCCAUGUGACAGAGAUGGGGCAAGUUCUGGUAUGUGGAUUCGUGUCUAAUAAAAUCAUCCAGGUUGACAGAGAUGGUAGACAGAGACUGGCAGAAGUGGUUACCGAAAAGGAUGAUGUAGACAGACCAAUACCGGUGUCUGUCUACUACAGUAAACACACGGGGACACUAAUUGUGGGAAUGUUGGAAAAUGACAGCAUCUUUGUGUUUACAACUCAGUGACUUUGAUAGGCUGGUUAGAUAGAAGCAAACACUCAAUCACACUUCAAACGCAACACUAUUGAAUAACCCCAAAACAGCUCAAGAUAUUUCAUAUUUCCUUGUUUUAUAUAAUUUUCAAAUAAGUUGCAUUCAAAUCAUUCAACUAUAAAGCUUUGACUUUACUGUAUGCUCAGUUGAGGUAAUUAAGCAAGCUAAAAGGUGACAAAGGACUGGGACAUAAUGACAACUCACCUGUCUGUAGGCCAGAGUGAAUGGUCCCAGAUAGGCAACAACACUGGCGGACAGUAAGACAUCACCGAUAAUGUUGUCAUAGGUCUCUGUCAGUUCCUCUAUGUUCUGCAACAGACACCUGAUAUUAUCAAGACUGAUAGACAACAUAUUUAAUUGACUUUUAAUUAUGAGCCACGGAGAGGAUAAUGCAACACGUACUCAUGUUUUUAAGCCAUCUAAACUUUAUUUAAAACACAUUUUUUCUGUGAGUUUGAAGCUUUUAAACUUUAUCAACAACACAUUUUAUUAGAAUUGACUUUUGUUACUUUUAUCUGAGUCAAGUCACUAAAUACAUUUGGUGACUUGCUUUUAAUUUACAACUAUAAUAAAUACUUUUAAUAUGUAAUUUUCAAUCCAAUAUUUUCGUGGCCUAUGAUCAUACACAACUUGAAAAUGUGCAAUCCAAAACAUCUUUUUAACAAAAAUAUGGACAAAUAAAAUUUGUUUAAAUGAGCUUGGAUUUAUUUGUGCAAAUAUUCAUGAAAUAGGCUUACAUUAAUAAUAGAUUGUAGAAACAGUCUGUAUGUAUUUUGCUGACAUGUUUGCAUAUUGUUAAAGCUGUCAUGGUUAGGUGUGGUUUUAGUUGACACAUUUGUAUAUUGUUGGAGCUUGCAGCAUUAUGUAUUGUUUAAGCUGGCAUGAUUAUGUUUUUUUAAGUUGACUGGGAUAUUUUUUGUUUUAACUGACAUGUGUUUAUAUUGUUUAAGCUAACAUGUUUUGUGCUAGCUGACAUGGUUAUGAAUUGAUUAAGCUGACAUGGUUAUGUAUUGUUUGAGCUGACAUGGUUAUGUAUUGUUUUAGCUGAUGUGUUUGCAUAUUGAUUUAACUGACAUGGCUAUAUAUCAUUUAAUCUGACAUGUUCAUGGAUUGUUUUAGCUGACAUGGUUAUGUAUUGUUUUAGCUGUAGUGUUUGCAUAUUGAUUUAACUGACAUGGUUAUAUAUCGUUUAAGCUGACAUGUUCAUGGAUUGUUUUAGCUGACGUGGUUAUGUAUUGUUUUAGCUGAAGUGUUUGCAUAUUGAUUAUACUGACAUGACUAUAUAUCGUUUAAGCUGACAUGUUCAUGUAUUGUUUUAGCUGAUGCGUUUGAAUAUGGUUUAAGAUGCCUAGUUUAUGUAUUGACUAAACUGAUUUAGUUGUGUAUUGUUUCAUCUGAAGUGUUUGUAUAUGGUUUAAGAUGACAUAUUUAUGUAUUGACUAAACUGAUAUGGUUGUGUUUUGUCUCAGCUGAUGUAUUUGUAUAUUUUUUAAGCUAACAUGGUCAUUAUAUUUUAGCUGACAUGGUUAUGUUAUGUUUAAGUUGACAUGGUUAUGUAUCGUUUUAGAUGACAUGCUUUUAUAUUGUUAAAGCAGACAUGUUUAUUGUGUAAGCUGAAAUGGCUAUGUAUUGUUUGUGCUUAUGUGUUUGUAUGAAGUUUAAGCAAAUAUGGUAAUUUAUCGUUAACGCUAACAUGAUUGUGAAUUGAUUAAGCUGACAUCAUUGUGUUUUUUCAUUCCUUACAAUUUUUUUAUAAUGCUCUACCAGUAGCUGCAUUAUUUUAUAUUGUUAAGCUGACAUAUUUGGGUUGGGCUUAUGCUACAAUUAUUACAUUAUGCUUUUUUUAAUGAAUGUUUAUUGUUUUAGCUUAACGUAUUGUGCAUUAUUACACGAUUGUGUAUAGCUUUACUUUACAUACUUGUGUAUGAUUUUAGAUUGUGCAAAGCCUAUAUUGACAUACUUGUGUAAGGUUUUAAUUGAGUAUUUUGGUAAGACAUAUUUUGAUUGACACAUAGUUUUGGAUUGAGACAUCAGCAUAUUUUUUAUA